AUGGUUGGGGCUGGAGGCUAUGGGGGACCCGGGGAUGGGGCCCCCAACGGCGGCCAACCUCAGGGAACUGAAUACACACUACAAGGCGUCAUGCGCUUCCUGCAGACAGAAUGGCACCGACACGAGCGAGACCGCAAUGCGUGGGAGAUCGAGCGCGCAGAGAUGAAGUCUCGCAUAGGCAAGUUGGAAGGUGACGUGCGAACGAGCAAGCGUCUACACGAGUCCUUGGGGAAGCAUGUCAGGCUACUUGAAGCCGCGCUAAAGAAGGAGCGUGAAAAGGUCAAGAAGCUUAGCAACAACGAGAAAGUGGAAGAUACUAGGGAUCCCAAGGAGAUUGCUCGGGAGAGUAUGAAUUCUUUGAAAUCUCAACGUCCUAAACCGCUCAUGGACUUCGGCGAAGCCGAACUGAACGAUAAUCAGCCUGACUUCCGGCAAGAAAGCGAACGGGAUAAAUCGCGCCUUUAUCUGUCAAAAUGCUCGCAAGAAGUAGCUUACCACGUUAUACCUGCAUCGCAUCCCCCCCCUGAUCUCGGCGACCCGGAUCUCCCUAACCAUAUCUACGGAAACCAACAAAUGUCUCACCAAGCCCUAGAGGAAGCUUAUCACCUACAGCAGCAACGACAGAAGCAACAACAACAACAGCAGGCAAAUCAUAUGAUGGCACGGGAGGUAUCUCUGCAGAAUCACCAGCCCAUCGUGGCUCAAUAUCCCGAAGGUUCGGGGUUAUCUCGCCCACCAAAUCAGUUUGGUCUGCCGCCGGGUUCUAGAGAAGCUUUGGAGAGGAAGCCUUUGGAGCCGCAGCAGACCCCUGCCACCGCUGUUGACAGUAGAAAGCAGGUUCCCGAACAUACAGCUGUGGAUGAGCGCACUGGUGCUGAGAAGCAAGUGUAUGACGUGUAUUGUGAACAAGGAGCAGCUAAAGAGGAGGGAAAGCCACAACAAACAGAGCAACAUCAAGAGGACCCGGACGGUUGGAAUUUUGACGAACCGUCCGAGCAAGAGCCGCCGACUGAACCGAUGCCGCCUCAUCGGCCAGAUGUGGAUGCCUUUCCUAACGCUAAUUUUGUUCGAUCGAAGUCUCCUACACGAACGGGGUCCCUAUCUCAUAGACGGAAAAGCUCGGGUGCUAGGAGUAAGAGCGAUGGAUUGAGCGAUAGUAGUGGAGGAGCAGGCCAGAAGCAGGAUUCUAACUUCAAAGUUAGAUUUGCUCUGCGUGGACACCUGGAUGUCGUCCGCUCGGUGAUUUUCACUGGUGGUGGUAGUCCUUCAGAGCCCGAAAUCUGUACCUGUAGUGACGACGGAACAAUCAAGCGAUGGAUCAUUCCAGCAACCUACGGUAAUUUUGGCGCGCAUAAUGCCAACACCAGCAAUGAUCUGGAUAUAACAAGCUAUUUCACACACAGAGGGCACGUUGGUGCUGUCACAGCGUUGACCGCAUGCUCUCCUUCCCGAGAUUUUUCGAACGGUGGCCGCGCUUUGGGUGAUGGCUGGGUGUUCUCUGGUGGCCAGGACGCCAGUGUACGGGUCUGGGAACGAGGAAGGAUUGACCCCAAGGCCACACUGGAUGGGCAUACUGAUGCCGUAUGGGGUCUUUGUGUUCUUCCUGGAACUACCGGUUCCGUAUUUGGGGACUCUUGUGGUCACUAUGGGGGCCCCGAUCGAGUCUUGUUGGCAUCGGGUGCCGCGGACGGCCAGAUAUUGAUAUGGGCAGUUAGCGCUCCUCCCCAACUCUCAUCACCUCAAGCAGGAUCUCGACGAGCUGGGGGCAGCCGGAGGGCUAACUCGAUCUCGUCUGGUUCCAAUUUCCCCUCUUCCCCUCAACCAAGCAUGGCUACUUCAACGCCAUUCCAUUAUACUCUUAUCCACAAGAUCACAAGAAAGGAUUCUCCAUCGCCAACAUGCAUAAGCCCCUUGUCUCUUGCCGGCGUCAACUUUGUGGUGUCAUUCUCAGACGCUUCGAUUAUUGUCUACGAUACGAGGACCGGUGAGGAGAUUGUGGGAAUGGCGAGUCUGGAGACGUACGAUGGCACACCUUCCACCGGCGUUAACUCCGUUGUGGCAACUACAGUUGGAUUUGAUGGGACUGCGGGCCUGGAUCCCAGUCGCAUCUCAGGUGAAGAAGAGGUUGUUCACGGUGCUACGGGCUCGAGUGGUGUGGAGGGUGUUAUCAUAAGUGGCUACGAAGACCGAUACAUUCGUCUUUUUGAUGCUAACAGUGGACAAUGUACGUACACUAUGUUGGCGCACCCGUCAGCGAUAGCAUCACUCUCCUUAUCUCCAGAUGGACGCGAACUGGUGUCAGCCGGCCAUGAUGCCAGUCUACGGUUCUGGAAUCUUGAGAAACGUAGCUGCACCCAAGAAAUCACUAGCCACCGGUUGAUGCGUGGUGAGGGCGUGUGCUCCGCCGUCUGGAGUCGCGAUGGCCGUUGGGUCGUUAGCGGCGGCGGCGAUGGUCUGGUCAAGGUCUUCUCGAGGUAAUACUUCGAGAUAACGCGGGCUCCUACUGUUGAUGUAUGAUUUUAUUUUUAUAUUCGAGCUGAUAUUCUUCUUAUGCCGUAUUUCUUGGACGCAUGAAUGGAUGAGCGCUUGGCGAAUUCUUGAGCAUUUGCAAUGGUCUCUUACCUGGCAUAUGUUCCUUUCUACACGUGUGGUUAUAGUUUCCCUCUUAUCUUUCAUAAUCCGCUAUUUUCUCCAUUUCUCCUAAACAUAUCCACCCCUGCAUUGUUGCUGUUCCUACCCGGUUUUAUAUGAAAUGACAAAGGGUGCCCUAUGUACUCUAGAGCUUUCAUUGUCUUGUUCACGUCAAUCCGAGAUUAUCGUUUGCGUUUCAUGUAUCCCUGUGGUCCGUUUUUCUUUGGGGUGCUUUGGCAUCAUGAUGUCUGCUGGCUAUAAUGCCACACCCGAAGGUCGCCCAUCUUUCAAUAUCCUAUUAGCUGUCUUAAAUCAUGAUGGUUCGCGCUUGCACUUUCAACCUCAUGCCCUGUGAUAUAGUUCUUUUCAUCUUCCCCUUCCUGUGAACCCUUCUCUGAUCCCGUCGUCCCCUUUACCCUGGCUGAUACAGUUGAGAGUUGUGAGGGACUAAGUUUACGGCAACUGGGCAAUCAGGAUGUGAUUCUUUCUUAGCUAGUUAUAGAAUACCUCCAUCAAUGCUAUUAUUACACUCAAUCCUU
Molecule: messenger RNA, 3170 nt
Organism: Aspergillus alliaceus
Lineage: Eukaryota; Fungi; Ascomycota; Eurotiomycetes; Eurotiales; Aspergillaceae
Product: cell differentiation and development protein Fsr1
Exons: 4
Coding region: 1-2478 (825 amino acids)
Molecular function (GO): protein binding
Source: RefSeq, a predicted model, not a curated record